UGCAGGUCCCCGUGGCCUUCAACGACGCUUCGUUCAGCUUCUCGGAGGAGGAGUGGAAGAGCCUGAACGAGUGGCAGAAGGAGCUGUACAGGCACAUCAUGAAAGGCAACUACGAGGCCGUCAUCUCCAUGGACGCUGCCAUCUCCAAACCUGACAUGCUGUCCCGGAUCGAGCAGGGAGAGGAUCCCAACGCCGAGGAGCAGGAGGACUCCGAGGCUGGGGAAACCCCCACAGACCCCAGCAGUGAGUUUUUCUUCCCUGGGCCCGACGAGAGCUCGUGGGGUAAAUACGAGGAGGCUCUGGCCGAGAGCCACGAGGGCUCUGAGGAAGAGGAGAGCAUGGAGGUCCCCAGUACAUACGAACAGCCCUGCGACGAGGAAGGCCCCGAGAGCCUGGAGCUUCCCAGGUCGUUGGCAGGGAAGUGGGAAGAGGUUUUUUCCGGCCCCGAGGAGGAGAUGCAAUCGAGCAGCAAGAGCCAGAGCGGGUCGGACCCGCAGCAGCGAACGGCAGCGGGCAACGGGCUGAGGCGCUCCGUGCGCCGCAGGAGGGACUUGGCCAAGAAGGAUCCUCCCGAGGAAGGAGCCACGGAAAAGGGGCCCUACAUCUGCUGCGAGUGCGGGGAGAGCUUCCUGGACAAGCAGCUCUUUGCCACCCACCAGAAGGCGCACGCCAGGGAGGAGGCCUGCACGUCCCUGGAGCGCGGCGAGGGCCCCUGGCAGAAAUCCAAGCCCAAGGGCCAGGGCUCCUCCCGCUCCAAACCGUCCAAGCGCCCCGACGGCGACAAGGGCUCCGGCUUCAAGUACGGCCUCGUCAGGCACCAGGUGAACAACAUGGUGGAGAGGCCUUACACCUGCUCCCAGUGCAAGGAGAGCUUCAGCCUGGAAGUGAGUCUCAUCCUGCACCAGAAGCUGCACACGGGGAAGGGCGACGGGCCGCUGACGUGCACCUACUGCGGGAAGGACUUCCGGGACCUCUCCAAAGCCAUCCGCCACCAGCGCAUCCACACCGGCGAGAGGCCCUACCAGUGCACGGAGUGCGGGAAGAGCUUCAUCCGCCGGGAUCACCUGCUCAAGCACUGGCGGGUGCACACCGGGGAGACCCCCUACCAGUGCCCCGUCUGCGGGAAGCACUUCCGCUACAAAGAGUCCCUGAAUUGCCACCAGAAAAUCCACUCCCGCAACCCGCGGCCCACGGAGGAUUCGCAGCUGGGCCUGGAGUCGGCGGGGACCCAAACCAAGCAUUUCUGCGUGAAAAAAGAGACUACGCAGGUGGACUCCCACUCCACCCGCCUGCUCGACCUGGAGGGCCGCACGGGGAUGGCCGAGAAGAAGCUGAUCGACUGCGAGAAGACGGCGGCGGAGCUGGGGAACCAGCUGGAGAGCAAGUGUGCGGCACUGGGCACCCUCAUCCAGGAGUACGGGCUGCUCCAGCGGCGCCUGGAGAACAUGGAGAACCUGCUCAAGAACAGGAACUUCUGGAUCCUGCGGCUGCCCCCAGGCAGGAAGGGGGAAGUCCCCAAGGUGCCGGUGACAUUUGACGACGUGUCCGUCUACUUCAACGACAAGGAAUGGGAGAAGCUGGAGGAGUGGCAGAAGGAGCUGUACAAGAACGUGAUGAAGGGGAACUACGAGUCGCUGAUCUCCCUGGACUAUGCAAUUUCCAAACCUGGGGUUUUGUCUCAGAUCGAGCAAGGAGAGGAGUCGCGGGGCAGGAACGAGCAGGACUUGGAGGAGAGUGAGAUCAUUACUGAUGCCACAGCAGCUGGAAUAAGGGUUGUGAUCAAAACGGAGGAGCUCCUUCCCGAGGACAGCCCCGAGAACCCCGAGCUGCACGGCAUGUCGGGGCAGUCGGAGGGCAGCUUCCAGAGCCCGGACGAGGAGGCGGCUUGUGAGAGCCCCUACGGCUCCGUGUCCCCUCCCAGGGACCUCCCGGGAACCAGCCUGGGGGACUCGUCCGAGUACGGGGCCGACUUCAACGAGAUCCAGAGGGUCAUCGUUCACCACGGGAGCUGCACAGAGGACGGGAUCGUGAUCAAGACRGAGGAGGAGGAGGAGGACGACCCCGACACGCUGGAGCCGUGCGCCAUGUUCUCGGGCAGGGCCGAGCCGCCGGCGUUCCCCGGCCACGAGGCCGGGCUGGGCUGCGAGGCGCAGUGCAGCUCCAAGGCCCAGCCCAGGGGCCUGGCAGCCCGCGUGAGGAAGCCGUCGGCCUGCGAGAGGGACCCCGGGGAGAUGAAGGCGGCCAGCGCCCAGCAGCGGAACCGGACGCGGGAGAGACCCUACAUCUGCCCCGAGUGCGGCAAGAGCUUCAUGCUCAAGAUCAACUUCAUGAUCCACCAGCGCAACCACCUCAAGGAAGGGCCCUACGAGUGCCACGAGUGCGACCUCAGCUUCCGCAACAAGCAGCAGUUCCUGCUGCACCAGCGCAGCCACACGCGCCGCGGCGUGGGGGUCCCGCGGCGCCCCGAGCACGGCCUCAAGCCCCCGGCGCGGCCCCCGCCCCCGGGGAAGCCCUACAAGUGCUCCGAGUGCGAGAGCAGCUUCAGCCACAAGUCGAGCCUCAGCAAGCACCAGAUCACCCACGUCGGGGAGCGGCCCUUCACCUGCGGCGAGUGCCGGAGGAGCUUCCGCCUGCAGAUCAGCCUCCUCAUGCACCAGAGGAUCCACGCCGGCAAGAACGAGAUGGCCUUCCUGUGCCCCCAGUGCGGGAAGAACUUCACCCGGCCCUCCCACCUGCUGCGGCACCAGCGGACUCACACCGGCGAGCGGCCCUACCAGUGCAGCCAGUGCGAGAAGACCUUCAGCGAGAAGUCCAAGCUGACCAACCAUUACCGCAUCCACACGCGGGAGCGCCCGCACGCCUGCGCCGUCUGCGGGAAGGGCUUCAUCCGCAAGCACCACCUCCUGGAGCACCAGCGCAUCCACACGGGCGAGCGGCCCUACCACUGCACCGAGUGCGGCAAGAACUUCACGCAGAAGCAUCACCUCCUGGAGCACCAGCGCAUCCACACGGGCGAGCGGCCCUACCACUGCACCGAGUGCGGCAAGAACUUCACGCAGAAGCAUCACCUCCUGGAGCACCAGCGGGCGCACACCGGCGAGCGGCCCUACCCCUGCACCGAGUGCACCAAGUGCUUCCGCUACAAGCAGUCCCUCAAGUACCACCUGAGGACGCACAUGGGAGAGUGAGGGGCUGCCCGACGGCUUCCUCCCCCUCCUCUCCCUCCCUCCACCCUUCCUCCUCCUCCUUCUCCUCCUCCUCCUCCUCCACUCAUCUCCCCCGCCCUCCCUCCAUCCGUCU
Messenger RNA from Manacus vitellinus (golden-collared manakin), 3300 nucleotides. Its product is annotated as zinc finger protein 777. The record is from RefSeq and is a predicted model, not a curated record. Bases 99 to 3188 code for a protein of 1029 amino acids. Lineage: Eukaryota; Metazoa; Chordata; Aves; Passeriformes; Pipridae. The transcript has 9 exons. Gene Ontology annotation, molecular function: DNA-binding transcription repressor activity, RNA polymerase II-specific. Gene Ontology annotation, biological process: negative regulation of transcription by RNA polymerase II.